AUGAAAGGGGCUCAGAGCGCGUUAGACGGCAGUUCAGUGGAGAAACUCGAGGUAGAAGGAGCAGGAAGAAGAAAGUGGGAAAGUGAAGUAAAAAUCUUCAUGACAUGUGGCACAAUAUCCAACGAGGAUUCGUUGAUAGCGCAGCAGCGUCGUGAUUUGGAUCUUUUCAGAGACACGAGACAGCGUAUCGUGGAACUGGCUGGGAACUUAAGCAAUUCGGCGAAACAAGCGGUUGAGACUAUUGGUAAUUUCUCUGUCGGAAUCCAAGACGAAAUCCAAUCAUUGGCAGAUAAGAUCAAGACAGACAUCCAGAAGUUGGAGGGGAGGAUUGUGGAUGCUAUAAAUACUGCCACUGACAACCUCAACACAGCUGGCGAAAUGGUGACGAAUUGUAUUGAGUCACACAGGCAGGAAGCCGAGACCCUAAUCGACGACACAUUUGCCAGGUCUAUGGCUUGUGCAGACGACAGAAUUAGCGAGCUGGACGCCAAGAUAGACGAUCUCAACGCAAUGUCAACCGAAGCUCUGGACCAUGCUAAAAGCGCCGUCGAGGACAUGCAAGCAUGUGCUGGUGACGGAACUGAAAGUAUUUUCGUCGUUGGAUCUUGUUUGGGAACCAUUGCGCUGCAAACUCAAACGAAAGCAGUGAUAUUUUUGGCGAAUAGCGGGCUGAUGAUCGCUCGCAUAAACUACGCAAUGAGUACGUUGCCGGUGGCGUUUGAAGAAAUACACAGCGAAAGAACUUCAAAUGAGCCCGAGCUUGAGGGAUCUGCGUUAAAACCGCAUCAACUUGAACAAUUAACCAUAACGGACCUAUGGAAUCGCGUCAAAAACAGAGCGAUACGCGCUUGGGAGGCAUUAAAGAAUGUCGCCGAGCGAUCCGGGAAGAGGAUAUCGCAGUGGAUGAAAAACAUCAAGACAAAGGCGAAGAAGCUGAAUGCGUUCUUCAAAAGCCGCAUCCAGAAAAUGAGAAAAGAAGUCAGUGACCUAAUAGCGAGCAUUAAAAACACAAGCGACCUCGUGAAACAGUGCUUGCAAGAACAACAGGCGGCAAUUGACAAAAUCCUUAAAGAAAUACUCCAGGACGUUACCACUUGCAUAUCGAAAAACAUUCAGUCCCUAUCUCUGUUGGAGACAAAUGCACAAUCGUUCAUCGAAAAAUCUGAAUUCGUAAACAAAGUCGAGAGCAAACUAUCACUUUGCCUCAAUAAUGACGAUAUUGAACAAUGUUUCGACGAUGUAAGAAUAAACAUUUAUGAAGAUUUAGAACGCGAGGAAAAAGAAAUGCUGACGGAUGUAAGCUAUGACAUUACUUUUCCACAACAU
Iphiclides podalirius (scarce swallowtail) is the source of this 1326-nucleotide messenger RNA. The record is from the annotation of a GenBank genome assembly. Lineage: Eukaryota; Metazoa; Arthropoda; Insecta; Lepidoptera; Papilionidae.